Molecule: messenger RNA, 1314 nt
Organism: Rhizoctonia solani
Lineage: Eukaryota; Fungi; Basidiomycota; Agaricomycetes; Cantharellales; Ceratobasidiaceae
Product: chitin deacetylase
Exons: 5
Coding region: 1-1314 (437 amino acids)
Biological process (GO): carbohydrate metabolic process
Cellular component (GO): membrane
Molecular function (GO): chitin deacetylase activity
Source: RefSeq, a predicted model, not a curated record
AUGAUUGCUCUUACUGCCGUUCUCGCUGCGGCUGCCGUUGUCAAUGCGCAAAUUACCCCUCGCCAGGCUGCAACUUCUACUGCCAACGUUUCCCCACCUGCGUUGUCGUCAACGAACCCGACGGCUGUGCCCCUGUCAUCGAUCUAUGCAAGUGCACCUACCCAAGCUACUGUUGCACUACACACGACAUACGCAGCGGGUGCGACUCCUCCAAUCUCUGGUGCUCCGCCUUUGCCGACCUGUGACUGCCAUCACCGCUGCCAACUGGCCCGCUCUCGACCAAAUCCCCCUCUCGACAGUCCCCAAGUGAAGCAGUGGAUCCAAGAAGUCACCAACUCGGGUAUUAAGAUUCCGAAUAUUGGGCAAACCCAGCUUGGAGGGUGUGGAGACCCGGCAAACGCAGCCGCUCUUGCAAAUGCCACGGCUCAAGGAAACUGCUGGUGGACAUGCGGAGGCUGCUCGCGCGAAACCGACAUUACGACUUGUCCCGACAAGGCAACCUGGGGUCUUUCGUUUGAUGACGGCCCGUCGCCAUACACCCCCGAUCUCCUCAACUACCUCGAUGCUAACAACAUCAAGUCCACAUUCUUUGUUGUCGGUUCGCGUGCGAUUUCUAGGCCCGAGAUGUUGCAGGCCGAGUACAUGGGUGGACAUCAACUCUCUGUUCACACCUGGUCUCACCCAACUCUUACCACCUUGACCAACGAGCAAAUUAUUGCCGAGCUUGGAUGGACACGUGAGGCUAUUAAACAAAUUACCGGUGUUACCCCCAACACUAUGCGUCCUCCUUAUGGUGAUAUUGACGACCGUGUUCGCGCGAUUGCCAAUGCCAUGAAGCUUACUCCUAUAAUCUGGACUAGCGCUAACGGCGGAAGCUUCGAUACCAACGACUGGCACAUUCCUUCCGGUCUUUCCGCCGCCGAAGUUCUCAACUCGUUUGACAAGAUUCUUGAUACUGCUGGCGAACUCAGCACUGGUUUCAUCGUCCUUGCCCACGAUUUGUACCAACAAACUGUUGAUCUUGCCGUUGGCUAUGUUCUUCCUGACGCCCAGGCCCGCAAGUUCAACAUGAUGUCCAUUGUCGAGUGCUUGAAGAAGCCGUUGUCCGAGGCAUACAUUGAGACUUCGUCGAACUCUAGCUCCCCUGCUAGCACCGGCACUCAUACCGCCUCUGGUUCCCAAUCCAGCGCCACCUCUGGCUCCGGCUCCAACAGUGGUCAAUCAUCUGGGGGAUCCAACGGCGCCACUCGCGCAGUGGGAGGCCUCGUCGGUGCCCUGGUUGGUAUCGCCGCAGGUGUCGCAUUGCUACUUUAA